AUGUCUCCGGCCACCCCCAAGUCCAAGCUGCGCCCCAUCAUCUCCUCCCGCCCCGUCCCCUCCGCCGCCGACGACGACGGCGACGCCUCCGAGCUCGAGCUCGACUCCGUCCAGGACCUCUCCGCCGAGCCCGAGCCCGGAUCCGCCUCCCUCCUCCCCGACUCGCCGCUGCUUACUCCCACCGACACCCAGCCGCGCUGGCUCCUCUCCCAGGCGCAGCCGAAAUGGGCCCGCCUCGACCGGAACGCCCGGUGCUUCACCCGCUGGUGGCGCCGCUCCGUCGCCCGUCUCGUUGACCUGCUGCGGCCCCGGCGCACAUGGCGGUACCUGGCCUGCGUCGUGCUCAUGGCCUACGUGCUGCUGUGCCUCGUCCGCGGCGUCCCGCUGCUGGCGCACCCGCUGCCGGCGUACACGGGCCGCUUCGACGUCGGCGCCGUCGACAUUGAGGUCCCGCUCGACAAGCCGCGGCUCGUCGUCGACGAGACCGUCUUCAAGGACACGGGCGAGCCGGCGUUUGAGCACAAGACGACGCUCUUCACCGUCUACUACCCCGUCGACAAGGGCGCCCGGGAGCACAAGCGCAGGCACGACUGGAUCGCGCGGCCCAUCAGCCUGACGGCCGAGGGGUACGCAAAGUUCGCGGGCGUAAACAACUUCAUCGUGCGGCCCAUCUUUACGUUUGCGCUGUGGCUCAUCGCGGGCGGCAUCACCAUCCCGGCCAAGGUCGACGUGCCGCUGCUCGCGGCGUCCGAGGACGUCCCGGAGCCGUUCCCCGUCAUGGUCUUCUCCCACGGCGACGCCAGCUCCAGGACCGACUACACCAACUUCGUCGGCGAGAUGGCCAGCAGGGGCUACGUCGUCGCCGCCGUGGAGCACCGCGACGGGAGCGGGCCCGGGUCGCUGAUGCGCAUCAAGGGCGAGCCCGACAGGCAGAUCCUGCACUUCAAGGAGACGGAGCUGGAGUCGGUCCCGCCCAUGGACAGGGCCAAGUACAAGUACGACCAGCUCGCCUUCCGGGACGCCGAGAUCCUGCACACGGUCGAAAUCCUGCGCGCCAUCAACGACGGCAAGGGAGAGGACGUCUACCACCGCAACUCCCGCCUCGAGGGCGCCGACCUGCACGCCUGGGCGGGCCGCCUCGACCUCGGCAACCUCACCAUCGGCGGGCACUCGUUCGGCGCGACGGGCGCCCUGCAGGCCCUCAAGCACGCGCCUUCGGCCGUCAACCCGGCCGUCGGCGGCAUCAUCUUCGAUCCGGGCAAGGAGAGCGGCCCGCUCAACGCCGUCAUCGACGUGCCCCUCCUCAUCGUCCACUCCAACUCCUGGUCCAAGCACAAGAGCGCCUUCUACGGCCGCCCGCACUUUGACACCGUCAAGGAGCUCGCCCUCGGCGUCCUCAAGCGCAUCCCCAGCCACGCCUCCUGGUUCCUCACCAGCAUCGGCACCUCCCACCCCAGCGUCUCCGACGCGCCCCUCCUGGAGCCCCUGCUGCUCAGCUGGACGACGGGCUCCUCGCUCAACACAAAGGAGGCGAUGAAGGAGUACGUUCGCGUGGCGGAUGACUUUUGGCACUUCCUGCGCACGAGCCGGGACGUCAACUCUUCGUCUUCGUCUUCCUCGUCGGCUUCGGGAACCGGUGGUGCUGGUGUGUUGGAGGGACAGAUUGUCCAGAGGGGCGAGAUGAGGGGCGUGUUGGCGGAAAAGGUCACGCAUGAGCAGUACGGGGAGUGGGUGAGCAAGGAGAGGAGAGACGAGUUUCCAAAGGCCAUGGCCAAGUUGUGGGAGGUUCAUGUGAGUCCCGUGAUGUCUGACGAGGAUGGGGGCUAUGGCGAUGAUGGGGAUGAGAAGGAUUCGAUUGCUUAUAGAGAUUACCUCUGAGUAUACAUUCACUCCGCUCCCUAUGAUUAGCAGCUUGUAUAUAAAUUACCCCUCAACACAUCACAAAGUCAAAACGAAA
This is a messenger RNA of Trichoderma citrinoviride, 1957 nucleotides long. RefSeq names its product PAF acetylhydrolase. Lineage: Eukaryota; Fungi; Ascomycota; Sordariomycetes; Hypocreales; Hypocreaceae. The coding region runs from base 1 to 1878 and encodes 625 amino acids. Gene Ontology annotation, molecular function: 1-alkyl-2-acetylglycerophosphocholine esterase activity. The record is from RefSeq and is a predicted model, not a curated record. The transcript has 3 exons.